This is a messenger RNA of Sphaeramia orbicularis (orbiculate cardinalfish), 6147 nucleotides long. RefSeq lists its product as uncharacterized. The transcript has 15 exons. Gene Ontology annotation, cellular component: microtubule. Bases 1352 to 4813 code for a protein of 1153 amino acids. NCBI's taxonomy places the organism in Eukaryota, Metazoa, Chordata, Actinopteri, Kurtiformes, Apogonidae. Gene Ontology annotation, molecular function: ATP binding; microtubule motor activity; microtubule binding. Gene Ontology annotation, biological process: microtubule depolymerization; microtubule-based movement. The record is from RefSeq and is a predicted model, not a curated record.
UGUGUACGGAAAUAGUGAUACUCAGGCUGACAACUUUGUGAAAAAUUAAUGCUUGUAGUCAAGUGGUCUCUUAAAAUAAACAAUCGAGUUCACUCAUUCAUCAGCCAGGGUAGGUGGAGUAAAGCAGAGGAAAGACAAAAAGACCAGGAAGUGGAUGAGAUGGCACUUUGCCUGUAUGAGUGUCUGAGAGCAGUUGGGCUACAGCAACAUUAUGACACUUUUACAUCCAUGGGUGUUCAUCGUGCAGCGCACCUCUCAGAGCUGACAAUGGAGGAUUACCCCAUUCUGGGAAUCAGCACAAUGGAGGACAGAACUCGUCUCUUCCAUUUGGUUCAGAUGGUCAAAAGUCUUGACCUAGAGAACCUUGAUUAUGACACUGGUGCUGAUGGUGACCACAGUGCUGCAGAACACUACACUGAAAGUAGUGGUAAAUGUUACGAUGAUUAUGGAGAACCUUUUGAAGAUGUAUAUGAUGAUGAUGAGGAUGAGAAGGGUGCUGCUAUGAAUAAGACAGACACAGUCACUUUUUCCAAACCAUCAAGUAUUCGCAGGCGGCUUGAUUUCACUUCUGAAAUAAUUGAUCAUCAACAACAGCAAUUUUCUGGUCCUGUAGACACUGGUCAGGUCUGUGCAAGUUAUGAUAGAAUCCACGCGUCAGUACACAGCCACAUGCAGCACAACUCUGAAACAAGAAACACAGUGGUAUAUGGCUGCAGAGGGAACACACACAGGGUAAAUGUCCAUAGUUGUUCCUCUGAUAAUCAUCAUGCAGGAGGAAUUACCAAGCCGGGCAUCACAAGAGGAGCCUCCAUGUUGAACUCAUGCACCAAAUCAUCACCAAAGUGUGGCUCAGUCCAAAAGCCAACUACCAGAUCUGUGACUAUGACACCAAGGAGGAUUACCAACAAACGAUCAGGUCAUAAAUUAAAUGUUAGCCCCCAAAGAAAAGGUAUCUUUAACAAAACAAAACUCCAAACAGUAAUAGGCCUCAAUGAGUCUUCUAAAUGGUUUCCAAAGACAAUACCUGUUUAUAAAGCAAUGAGACCAUCUGGUUACAACUACGGAUUACCACAAAGCUCCGUUCCCACUCCAAACAAAAGGUUGGACGGGAGACCCGCGAAUCAGUGUGUGUGUGAGGAAAAGACCUUUGACACACGUAGAAAAAAGGAGAAGAGAGGCAGAUGUUGUGACAACUCCUGGUGGAGAAUGUGUAAUUGUCCAUGAAAGCAAAGAGGCUGUGGAUCUGUCCCAGUACAUACUUCAGCACAGGUUCUACUUUGACCAGGUUUUCGGAGAGGAAAAUUCCAAUGAUGAAGUGUAUCAGAGAACAGCAUAUCCCCUGGUGCAGCACAUGCUCAAUGGAGGCAGAGCCACCUGCUUUGCAUAUGGGCAGACAGGUGCAGGGAAGACUCACACCAUGUUGGGGUCAUCUCCUGGGAAACUGGGGUUAUAUGCGCUGGCAGCGCAAGACAUUUUUUCUUAUAUCUCUACCACACGUUCACACUCACACUUGACAGUGUAUAUCAGUUUCUUCGAGAUCUAUUGUGGCCAUCUCUAUGACCUAUUGGACCACAGAAAAAGGCUAUUUGCCAGGGAGGAUGGCCAAAAAAUGGUUCACAUUGCAGGUCUGUGCCAUAUCAGGGUGGACUCAGUGAACUCACUGCUGGAGGUGAUUUCACAGGGCACAGAGGAGCGCACCCAGGGGAUGAGUGGAGUGAAUCCCCUAUCAUCUCGUUCCCAUGCCUUGCUUCAGAUUCAGCUCAGAGAUCCCAACCAGCAGACAUUUGGCAGAAUGUGGUUUGUGGACCUGGCAGGAAGUGAGAGGGCAUCCGAUUCUAAAGAACCAGACAAGCAGAGUCGUAUGGAAGGAGCUGAGAUCAACCAGAGUCUGUUGGCUCUAAAGGAAUGUAUCCGGUCACUUGAUCAAGAACAGUCUCACACACCAUUCAGACAAAGCAAACUCACUCAGGUUUUGAAAGACUCGUUUGUUGGUGACUCAAUGACAUGUAUGAUUGCAAACAUCUCACCUUGUAACUCAGCGACUGAACACACAUUAAACACGUUGCGAUAUGCUGAUCGUGUGAAGGAGUUGAAGGGACUGGGAGGACACAGAAGAGGAAGAAGAGGAAAGACAACACCCUGCCCCAAAUAUAAUCUGUCAAACAACAACAGUACCUUUGGAGGCAGCAGUGUUGGCACCAGAGGGAAAAGCCCCCCUAAAAAGCCAAAGUUGCAGAGAGAGGCAUUUGGCCCUUCCACACCUACCAUGAGGCUGCCCAAAGGGGGCACAUUUCUUUGCUCCACACCCAGGAACAACAGAUGGGGAGAGGAGACAAAUGUGCGGGAAAAAAAUGGGAAUGUAUUUGACGAAAUCACACCCAUCAGAUGUUCAUCGGGCUCGGGUGACAAAAGGCAGAGGGGAGAGGGAGAACAUAAGAGUGACACAGAAAGGUGGCGCAAAGUUGACAGACAUUCAUUUAGUGAUCAAAACACCAAUGCAGGGUUGGCACUGAGACAACCAAAGGAUGGGCAGCCUUUUUUAUGGGAGGUGCAAAGAAAAGGAGUUGCUGAUGAAGGUAAUUUCUGUCUUGGUCGAAGGCAUUCUGGAUUCUGUAACAGAGAAGAAGAAAAACAACAAGGCAUUUCUACAGAACAGGGAAAAGAGAUGGAAAUGAAAUGUAGAGAACAGACAGGACAAAUUGAAAGCAUUAAAGACACAUGUGAUGAAGUGGAAAGGAUGAGGGAAGAUUUACAAGUAAAUAAAAGAAAAAAAGAGAGGGAGAAGCACCUGAGACUGUAUCACCAGCAGCUGCAGCAGUUUGUGCCUUCACCUGUCUCGGUAUCUUCCUCUAAUCAGCCAUCUCUCACUUCCUCUCCAUCUUCCUCUUCAAAUGUCUCAGCUUCUCCACUUAGAUAUGAUCAUCUAGAGGAGAUUUUAGAUGUGUACAGAGCCAGGGUUGAAGUCAGGGCUCAUAGUAAUCGUGGACUGUUGCCUUUCCCCAGUGAACAGGUUUGCGUACAAACUGAGACUUUUCCGAGCUACAACCUAAAUAAUGACGAGGAAGGUCAUCGUGGUUCAGUCUGCAUAGAUUCAGAAUGGAAGGCAACAGAAGCAACUUUUCGACAGACAGAAGAUAGAAGUGGAAGUGAGAGGAGGACACCACUUGAAGUAAAGUGGGAAAGAGAGGCAAGAGUAAGGAGACCAGUUCAGAUAGUAGAAGGAGAGAAGUGGGCAUGGGUGGCAACUACACAGUCAGAACAAGCACAUAGGAUGCCAGGGGCAAUGAUGAAUGAUGUGGAGGCACUAAUGUCCAACAACUGUGAUUCAGAAGAGAUUAGAUUGGGGAGACAGGAAGAAGUGGAUGCCUCAUCUGAUGGAGUGUGGAGUGUUGAAGAUGCUGAAGAAUCUGAUGGAUUAGGGUCUACCUGCAGCAACAGUGACAACAUCAGUGUCUUUAACCAUCCUCCUGCUGAGUCAGCCAGUCAGAGAGCUCCAGCAGAACGACCCCUCUCCCCAGGGUGUGAGCACAACAAUGCACUCCUGACUCUCUCUUCUUUGAAUCACUCCCCUAGGUCAAAACAAAGCAGGUGCAGUUCUAAAAUCCUACCAUUGCUAAAUACCUUAAAGGGAGCGCCAUCACACAGCUGUGAACAGAAGGAACUAAAUUUAGGUGUUAAUGCCAGUAAAAGGGAAUUUACCUCACUGCCACUCACAACUUCCAUUAAACAUGACGGAUGCAUUGAGCCAUUUAACACACUGCCUGAAAAUCUGUCUUAUAUUCAAAUACACAACCGUCAAGACAGCAAAGCCAAAAUGUCUGUUUUACCUCAAGAGGAGAGUUUUGCUGGUUUUCUAAAUGACAGCAUGGACCCUCUCAGCAUCUCCAUGCUGCAGGUGGACCAACAGGCCGCCACAGAUUCAUUCCUCCAAGGGAAAGAGAGCAUCCAUUCACUCUGUCCACCUGAUAUGGAAGGAGGUGAGGGUGAUGGAAGAGGAAUGGAAAAGGAGCAUUUCACAUGUGAGAAGACGAGAGGCAAAGUUGAAGAGGACAAAGACAUCAAGUUUCAUAUGUUUCUUUUGAAGAAAAUCUGCUCCUCUGCUACCUCUGCUGAUAGAUUAGGCAUGGUGAAGUCUUCUAUCCCUGUUUCAUGUGUAGCACAGCCGACCACUGAGCCUCUGGCCAUCACAGCCUCUGCACCUCCACUUAAAUCCACGCGUCACACAUCUUUGCAAACAUCUGCCAUUCAGUCCAACUCACCUUCUGUCCACUACCCUGGCUCACACUAUGUCAUCACACAUAGUGCCACUCAAAUGCCACCGCAAUACGUUCCCAACAUCCACAGGGAAUCUGCAUCUUCCAUAUCAGCGACUCAGACGGGCAGUAUCCAGGACAACUCGAACACGAUGCCAAACCAGCGUCACUCUGUACAUUCUGGUUACGCCAGGGAGACAAACAAGUUGCCCCAACUGACUAGUCCAAGACAGCCAAAUAAUAAAGGAGAAGGCAGAACUAAUCAGCAACUUACAUCCAAAACAAACCUUGAAGACUUGGAUGAGGCCCAGUGGUGUGUUGUUCAGGCCCACUGGGAGCAGCUAAAGGAAAUGGAAGCUCUAACUCAUAAAGAGGGGACCCUUCUGUGCCAGCAGCCUGAUAUGACAUUUGCAGAGUACAUCAACCAGCUGGAAGUGAUCAUGGAAAGAAAGGCUAAAUGUGUCCACAGCAUGAUAGCUCAGCUACAACCAUAUCUAAAAUUCAGCCCUUCUUCACACCAGCAGCACAAGCAAGAAGAUGACCAUAAUCUAACAAUUUGAAUUACCUCGGUCAGGCACAAAUGUUGAUAUUUUCAAGUUAACCAGUGCCAGUUAUACAAAGCCAUGACAUUUAUGGCAUGAUAUUUUCACCAACAAUGGGAUUUUAAAGAAUAUCUAUGAAUCUUUUGUUAUGGUCAAGUAAAUUAAUUUUGUAUUGUAAUCUGACCAUUGGACAAAACCAGUGGUGGAGAAUCCCAGCUCCAUAAAGUAAAAGUCCUGCCAUGUAUUUGGUCCAACCAUUCACUGAACCAGCCCAUUUUGAUGAGCACGUCUCCUCAUCCAGGUAGAUCGGAUCAUUAGUGGAAUCACCUGUAUUAAAUGAACAGGUAGAAUCAAUACAUGGCAGGACUUUUACUUUAUGGAGUUGGGAUUCUCCAUGAGCAUAGCCAUGUGUUACACAGAGGAUAAGAAUGUGUAUGAAGUAUGGGCCUUAUGCAGGAACAUUUUUAUAUUUGUAUCUGAGCUUUACUUUUUUUUGCAUGAUGGGGUUGUACAAGCGUGCCACAUCAGAUUCACAGAAUAUAAUAUAAAUGCUUGUAACUUCAGAAAACUGACAUGAAGAAUGCCACCUGUGCUCUCAGCUUUUGUCAAACAUAAUGUCUUUUUCACAACUGGUUCUUGCACAAGGCCAUUUCUUGUAACUGAACUCAUACUGUUUGUGUGUUUGUUUAUUAACUUAUUAAUGGAGUGAAUGUAGGUUGGGUGAGGUAGAAAUAUUUUUUGUAUGAACUUCAAUAUGAUACAGUUUAAUAUAUUAUGAAAUGAAUAGUCAUUUGAUUAAAUAAUUAUUUGUCUGUUUAGGAAGGAAAUUUAAUACACCACUGUUCACCACUAGAGUUCAGGUGUAGUGGAAUUUACAUGGCUCUUGCAGUUACUGCAUUCUGUAUCUAAGCAUUCUUUGCUUUAACUUCUUUUUUUAUGGAUAAACACAUAACAUUUUCUUAUUUUUGAGUUCAGUUCUCCAACAGGAUAAUAUAAAAAUUAGGGAUGUUUUUAGUCAUUUUUGGUUUUCAGUCGCUGAAAUGAUUGGGGUUUUGCCUAACUCUAAAAUUUAUUUCCUUGAAUUGUUCUGUGCAGUAAAUGGACUGAUUAAACAAAGGCAAUAGGUGAUAGGUAAUAAUUAUAAUAAUGAGUUGAUUUUCACGAACCUUCAUGAAAUUAUAACUAUAAUAAAAUGACAGGAUAGAACCAGAGAAGACACCAAAACAUACUACACAACAGCCUUGCAUUGGAGAAGAAAACUAAGAGAACCAGUCUUGGUCCUCAUGUCUACAGACAAAAUACUCUUUUUAUCUAGUUAUUUAUUUCAGUUCGCUCUGAAAACAACAAUAAAC